This is a messenger RNA of Nerophis lumbriciformis (worm pipefish), 987 nucleotides long. NCBI's taxonomy places the organism in Eukaryota, Metazoa, Chordata, Actinopteri, Syngnathiformes, Syngnathidae. The record is from RefSeq and is a predicted model, not a curated record.
AUGCGGUACUUUGAAGUUCACUUGUCUGGCAAGAUUCAACAUUUGCAAUCAUCGUUUUUAACUUUAAUUAGCAACUCCAGUGCCCUGCCUGAUGGGCUCUCUUUGGUGUCGGUCUUGUCCUGUUUGCUCCUCGCUUGCUCUUACGUUGGAAGUUUAUACGUGUGGAGGAACGAACUGCCCCGGGAUCACCCGGCUGUCAUCAAGCGGCGUUUCACCAGCGUGUUGGUGGUUUCGGGCUUGUCGCCGCUAUUUGUGUGGGCAUGGAGGGAAUUGACAGGCAUUAAGAUGGUGCCAUCACUACUUGCGAUCAUGGGGAUCCGCUUCGAAGGCCUUGUACCUGCUGUCGUCUUUCCUCUCCUGCUCACUAUGGUCUUGUUUCUGGGCCCCCUGACGCAGUUGGCCAUGGACUGUCCCUGGAGCCUCACGGACGGCCUGCGGGUAGCCUUUGACCCGUGCUUUUGGAUCCUGUGCUUCAGCGACAUGCGCUGGUUAAGAAACCAGGUGGUGGCGCCGUUAACCGAGGAACUGGUGUUCAGGGCCUGCAUGCUACCCAUGUUGGUGCCCUGCUUCGGCCCGGCCGCCGCCGUCCUCACCUGUCCACUUUUCUUCGGAGUGGCGCACUUCCACCACGUGAUCGAGCUGCUGCGCUUUCGUCAGGGGACGCUGUCGGGGAUUUUCCUCUCGGCGGUCUUCCAGUUCUCCUACACGGCGGUUUUCGGGGCCUACACGGCAUUCAUCUUGCUUAGAACAGGUCACUUGGUGGGUCCGGUGCUAUGCCACUCCUUCUGUAACUACAUGGGCUUCCCUGCCAUCAGUGCGGCCCUGGAGCACCCCCACCGUUCCGCUGUCCUCUCUUCUUACCUCCUGGGCGUUCUCCUCUUCUUCCUUCUCCUCUUCCCGUUCACCGACCCCUCCUUCUACGCUUCCCCAACACCACUAUGUACCCUGGACCCUUUGUCCAGCCCCCUCUGCCUCACCGCUCCUUGA